GCGCUUGUUGUGAGUAUUAGCGCAGUGGAGUGUCAAUUUUUUCCGUUGUAAUGUUUCCUUACGCAGGUGAGAAGAAACUCGGCACGGUAAUCACUCCCGAUACGUGGAAAGAUGGCGCAAGAAACACUACAGAAAGCGGUGGCCGCAAGUUAAAUGAAAACAAGGCAUUGACCUCAAAGAAGGCAAGGUUUGAUCCUUAUGGAAAGAACAAAUUUGCAAUCUGUCGGAUUUGUAAGAGUUCUGUCCAUCAGCCAGGGUCUCAUUAUUGUCAAGGAUGUGCCUAUAAAAAAGGCAUCUGCUCAAUGUGUGGCAAGAAGGUCUUGGAUACGAAGAACUACAAGCAAACUUCUGUCUAAUUGUAUUGUCUAGUCUUUUUAUGAACUUUAACUUCUGUGUCUGUACAGUAACUUUUCUCUAAAAUCAUUUGUGAAUAUUACUUUCUGGAAGAUAAUACAUUUACUUAGAAUGAGAUGAGAGGUAAAGACAACCUGAUUGUUUGCCUAGAAAGGUACGUAGUGUUUGAUUUUUGUUGUUUUAGCACUAAUGUUAACUGAUAUUUAAAGGUAACGGUUUGCAGCAACUGAUACAGUUUGGAGUGAAUGAGAAGACCCUAGUGGAUAGGUUGAAACUAUGUUACCAUCAUAACACAGAUCUUUGAGAUUAACACUUUUAUUCUUUUGCUGUAUCUUGAGUCUUCUGCUUGUCUGAUAGUAAUAUUUUAUAGAUGUAUAAAGUACGAGCUUGUAUCACCUCAUUAAAGUAGUAUCUUCAUUUAGUUCUAUGCUUACAGGUAUUUAUUAUUACUCUCACCCCCAACUAUGACGUCCUCCCCUCUAAGUACUGCUCUUCAGAUUUUAAUGCAACUGUCCUGUUGAAUUUUGUUUCUGUCUACAGUGGGGUUGGUUAAAUCACAAAUUGUUAAACUACUGAAAUCUAGUGUGUUACUCUGCCGGUUCUUACUUUGGCAGCAAGACUGAUUAGCUAUUCCCUUGUUAGCCUCUAAGGAGGCUUUACAUAUGGCAUCUGGUGGUCCAAGGCAAUAAAAUAAUGAGCAUCAAUUUC
Messenger RNA from Pygoscelis adeliae (Adelie penguin), 1062 nucleotides. It is a transcript of the gene CRIPT, whose product is annotated as cysteine-rich PDZ-binding protein. Gene Ontology annotation, cellular component: dendrite. The transcript is spliced from 4 exons. The coding region runs from base 51 to 356 and encodes 101 amino acids. Gene Ontology annotation, molecular function: microtubule binding; PDZ domain binding. The record is from RefSeq and is a predicted model, not a curated record. NCBI's taxonomy places the organism in Eukaryota, Metazoa, Chordata, Aves, Sphenisciformes, Spheniscidae. Gene Ontology annotation, biological process: cytoplasmic microtubule organization.